CAAAAGUCCUGCAACUCUCGCCAUACAAAACACAACAACGCCCCGUUCCGUCUGUCUUGUAGCCAUUCCAAUUCGAUACAGCCAUGACUUGCACUUCUUGUUCACGGAAUGUUCUGAAUUCAUUUAUCUCUGCUUUCGUACCUAUCAAAUCUACUCUACACACGCCUCCGAAUGCAUUCCGAACGGCACAAUUCGCACGAUUCCACUCCGCAGCUGUGCGGCUAGAAGAUGCAAACCCGUCCGAGCAGACCCCUCGAAGACACCGCAAGAAAUCCUCCACUACGCCCUCUCCUCCAGAGACCUCGCAGCGCGUAGCCAAGCAAUCCACGACCACAAAAACCCCUUCAACUCAAGAACCACCGCAACCCACACCGCCCAAGAAAAAGAUGGAAAGAUGGCAAAUACAAAAGGCAGCUCUGAAGGAGAAACUCGGCGGCGAAGCCUGGAAUCCGCGCAAGAAGCUCUCCCCGGACACUAUGGAAGGGAUUCGACACCUACACUUCUCGCAGCCUGAGCGCUUCACGCUGGGCCUGCUCGCGGACCACUUCAAAGUCUCUCCGGAGGCCGUGCGGCGGAUUCUGAAGAGCAAGUGGAGGCCGUCAGAAGAGGAGCAGGAGGAGAGGCUGGCAAGGUGGGAUAAGCGCGGGGAGAGGAUCUGGUCGAAUCUCGUGGAGCUUGGGGUCAAGCCGCCGAAGAGGUGGAGGGAGAUGGGGGUGGGGAGAGCAGCGAGGGGACAGGUGCCGAAGUGGAAAUCUAGGGGCAGGAACUCGGUUGCUGUUAACGACAGUAUGGUGGAGGAUCGGGAGAGCAUUAUACCCUUUGUGGAUGGAAGUACUGGAGAGCGACUUGAGACACCUAGAGUACUGGACAGACCGCUCAGAGAGCGGUUGUGAUCAGUUGGAUCAGGAUACCAAUCCAAUUGGUGUUGGGUCUCAGUCACGCGAGCGACAUGUGUAUGAACAUGGGUUC
Aaosphaeria arxii CBS 175.79 is the source of this 969-nucleotide messenger RNA. RefSeq lists its product as uncharacterized. Bases 84 to 893 code for a protein of 269 amino acids. The transcript has a single exon. Gene Ontology annotation, cellular component: nucleus. NCBI's taxonomy places the organism in Eukaryota, Fungi, Ascomycota, Dothideomycetes, Pleosporales. The record is from RefSeq and is a predicted model, not a curated record.